Molecule: messenger RNA, 21001 nt
Organism: Myxocyprinus asiaticus (Chinese sucker)
Lineage: Eukaryota; Metazoa; Chordata; Actinopteri; Cypriniformes; Catostomidae
Gene: obscna
Product: obscurin, cytoskeletal calmodulin and titin-interacting RhoGEF a
Exons: 80
Coding region: 1-18705 (6234 amino acids)
Biological process (GO): protein phosphorylation
Molecular function (GO): ATP binding; protein binding; guanyl-nucleotide exchange factor activity
Source: RefSeq, a predicted model, not a curated record
AUGGCAUUGAAUAGAAUUCAAUUGGUGAAGGGGCUAGAGGAUGUGACAGUGUGUGAGAAAGAAGUAUGCACCUUUGAGGUGGUCCUGAGUCAUGCUUACAUCCAGGGUCAGUGGACCAGGGAUGGAGUCCCAUUUAAAUCCAAGCCUGUGUGUCGAAUUGCCACACAGGGGAAAAAGCACACUCUCACACUGACGAGGGUCACAGUUGCUGAUUUGGGCCUCAUCCGCUUCAAGGCUGAAGGAAUUGAAACCUCUGCUAUGCUUACAGUCACAGCCAGAGAUAUAAAGAUUGUAAAGGAUCUUAAGAAUGCCAGUGUGACUGAGAGGGAGAGCGUGACAUUUAUCUGUGAGGUUAACUGGGAAGAUGUGGAUGGGAAGUGGUACAAGGACGGCAGCCGUUUGAGAGCUGGGGACAAUGUUAAAAUAAGAUGUGAGGGUAAAAUACACUCCCUAACCUAUAAAUCAGUAAAACCUGAAGAUGCUGGUGAGAUCAGAUUCACCGCUGAAAGGGUCUCCUCAACAACAACACUACAAGUCAAAGAGCUUCCAGUUCAUAUCGUGAAGCCUCUGAAGGCGAAGAUAGCCAUGUACAAACAUUGUGCCUUGCUGGAGUGUCAGGUCUCCCGUGCCAAUGCCGUGGUUAAAUGGUACAGAAGAAACCAUGAAAUUGUGCCAAAUAGGAAGUACCAAACUAUCAGUGAAGGCGUGUACAGACAACUCAUCAUUGAUGAUGUAGGAUCCUCAGAUGAAGACACUUUUAUCUGUGAUGCUGUUGAUGAGAGGACUUCCUGCCAGCUGUUUGUAGAGGAGCAAGCCAUCAGCAUUUUGAAAGGACUGAGUUCUGUAGAGGUCAUGGAGCCUAAAGAGGCACGUUUUAAAGUGGAAACCAGCAUUAAAUUGGAGAGGGCACCAAAAUGGACCCUGAAUGGAAGGCUACUAAGUCCCUGUUCAGAAAUCAGGAUUGAGAGGCAAGGAACCUCAAAUAGACUUAUUUUCACUCAAACUGACUGUAGUAUGUGUGGCAUUGUGCAGUUCACCUCAGGGAAGAGCAAAUCAGAGGCUCAGCUCACAGUUACAGAGCGCCCCUUGAUUGUCACACGGCCCAUUUCAGACGUGGAGGUGAAAGAGAAUGGCUCAGUUACUCUCAGUUGCGAUUUCUGUCCAUCCCCCAGAGUGGUGCGCUGGUUCAAGGGUAGAACCCCCUUGUUUGCCUCCAAUAAACAUACAAUGAAGCGGGAGAAGAACCGAGUUGAGAUGACCAUCCAGGGUGUGAAGGCAAUAGAUUCAGGAGAGUAUCGCUGUCUGGCUGGUGGUUCAGAGACAAGAGGAAGAGUAAAUGUGGAAGUGAAAAGGUUGAAAAUCAUAAGACACUUGGAUCAAGUAGAGGUCGAGGAGGAUGGAACGGCAGUAUUUAGUUGUGAACUGAAUUAUGAGUCUCCUAGUGUCCAAUGGCUUCUCAAUGACAGAGUGAUGCACACCAAUCACAUAAACAAAAUCCAGAAUUUUGGAAAGGUGUACAGUCUGAUCCUAAAACGACUUACCCCUCAAGAGAGCCGUGUAACGUUCAAAACCUUUGAUAUCUGCGAGUCUGUGUUCCUACGAGUCAAAGAGAGGCCAGCAGUGUUCAUCAGAUCAUUGGAGGAUGUAGCAGGUGAGGAGCUUGGUGAAAUUCGUCUGCAGUGUGAGGUUUCCAAGAAAUUGAUAACACCUGUCUGGAGGAAAGAUGGUGCAAUUCUAACAGCCAAUGAGAAGUAUGAGAUUCUCCAAGUGGGGAAGUCUUUGACUCUUAUUGUUCGCAAACUUAAAAAGGACGAUGGUGGGGAGUACACAUGUGAUAUAGGCUCCAGUCAAACCAAAGCGAAAGUCAUAGUUCGUGACCUGCGUAUUACCAUUGUCAAACGCAUAAGGACAACAAAUGUAUUGGAGGGGGAAAACUGCAGUUUUGAGUGUGUUCUGUCCCAUGAUAUCAUUGAUGAAGCAUUGUGGAUCUUGAAUGGACAACUGAUUGUCAGCAAUGGACGGAUCAUAGUUGCUAACAAAGGGAGGAAAUAUAUGAUGAACAUUCAGGAAGUGAUGAUAUCUGAUGCUGGGGAAGUGGUCUUUACCGUCAAAGAUCUCAGUUGCAGGACUAUGCUGUUUGUCAAAGAGAAGCCUGUGAGAGUGUUUCGGGAUAUGCUAAAUGUUAAAGCAACACCUGGCGAAGAUGCAGAGCUUAGCUGUGAGAUCACCAAACCUGACGCAACAGUUAAGUGGUUGAAAAAUGGCAGAUUAAUUAGAGUCAGCCCAAAAUACGAAAUUACCCAAAAGGAUUAUCUUGUGAAGCUUAUCAUCCAUAAUGCUGCCAUAAUGGACUCAGGAGAGUACUGUUGUGAGGCUGAUGGGAUUGCUACAAGGGCGAGAUUAGAUGUCAGAGACAUACAACAUACAUUUGCAAAGGAACUGAAAGAUUUGCAUGCAGAGGAAAAGGGCAUGGUGAUCCUGGAGUGUGAAACCAGGAGGCCUGCCACCACCGUGACCUGGUUAAAAGGCCUGAUGGUGCUCAGCUUGGGUCAGAAGUACCUGAUGAAGAAGAAAGAUGUUGUUCUUUCUCUCACAAUCUUCAAUUUAGAUAAGAGUGACAGUGCCAUCUACACCUGUGAUGUUGGGACAAUGCAGAGCAGGGCAUUACUCACAGUUCAAGGACAAAAAGUUAUCAUUUUGGAUGAGCUCGAAGAUAAAGAGUGUCUUGAAGGAGAUACCGUUGUCUUUAAAUGUCGGAUUUCCCCAAGUGACUACACUGAUGUUAAAUGGUACCUGGAUGAGACCUUGCUCUACACUAAUGAUCUCAGUGAAAUCAAGAUGAUGCCUGCUGGCUACCAUACUCUUACCUUCAAGCAGCUUGCGCGCAGAGACACUGGCACCAUCUCUUUUGUGGCUGGAGACAAAAGAUCAUAUGCAUCACUAUUAGUUAGAGAGAGACGCCCCACAAUAAUUAAAGCGCUGGAGGACACAGAGGCAAUCGAAGAAGGAAGUUUGGUGCUGUUAUGCAAGUCCUCAAAGCCGUGCCAUAUUGUCUGGUACAAGGAUGGCUGUCUAGUCUGGAGUUCCUCAAAAUAUGCAGUCAGUCGAUCUGGAAAUGAGGCCAAGUUGGUCAUCUGUGAUGUGAAAGAGAGUGAUGCAGGAGUGUACGAGUGUGAUGUAGGAUCUGUCAGAACUAAAGCCACUGUGACUGUUAAAGCUGUCCCUGCUGAGUUUACAAAACUUCUUCAAAAUCAGGAGGUCAAAGAAGGAGAGAGUGUGACAUUGACAUGUGAAUACUCUAUACCCGGUGUCCAGUUUAUAUGGCGCAAAGGAGCUGAGACACUAAAAUCUGGUGGGAAGUAUAACAUGAAGCAGAGGAAAUCAUGCAUCUCUCUUACGAUACACAAUUUGAAGCCGGAAGACUCAGGGAAUUACACAUGCAUUUGCAGAGAUCAAAGAACUAUGGCAGAUGUAACAGUCAAUGCAGUUCCUAUUUCAUUUAUUAAAGAGCUCAAGAACCAAGAGACAGAGGAGGGUAAAAUUGUGACAUUACGCUGUGAGCUUUCUAAAGCUGGAACCCCAGUGGAUUGGUUGAAAGGGGAAGAUAUUCUCUGGCCUGGUGAGAAAUAUCAAAUGAGACAUAUAGUUACUAUACUGGAGCUAAUAAUCAGAAAUCCAGUGCCUGAGGAUAGUGGAACAUACAGCUGUGUGUGUCAGGACCAAACAACUAAAGCCAUCAUCAAAAUACGAGCUCAACCGAUCACAUUCAAACAGAAGUUAAGAAAUCAAAUGGUUGAGGAGGGAAACAAUACAAUCUUGUAUUGUGAGAUAUCAAAACCAGACACCCCUGUUGAAUGGAGAAAGGGGAAUAACUUGCUCAAGUCCGGAGAGAAGUACAAGAUCAGGCAAAGAGGCUCUGUACUAGAGCUGAAAAUUUUUCAUUUGACGCAAGAGGAUAGUGGAGUCUACAGCUGUACAAGUGGAACUGUUGAGACAUCAGCCAACGUUACCGUUAGCACCCAACUUGUCACUUUCAAAAAGAAGCUGAAAAACCUGGUAGCUGAGGAAGGUAAGACAAUAACAUUGCAAUGUGAGCUUUCUAAAGCGGGUGUCCCAGUAGAAUGGUGGAAUGGAAAUGAUCUUCUUCAGCCUGGAGAGAAGUAUCAGAUAAGAGAAAGAGACACAUCAGUUGAGCUUAUUAUAUGUGAGGCCAUGCCUGAAGACAGUGGAGUUUACAGAUGUGUCUGUGGAGACCAAAAGACAAAAGCUACAAUUAAAAUUGUUGGUGCUCCUGCCACUUUUAAGCAAAACCUUAAGAACCAAGAAGCUUUGGAAGGGGAAUCUCUAAUUCUACGAUGCGAGCUCUCUAAAGCUGGAGUGCCUGUGGAAUGGCAGAGAGGAGAUAAACAGAUCAUAUCUGGGACACGGUACCAGAUGAGGCUGGAUAGAAAGACUGCUGAGUUGGAAAUAACCAAUGUUUUCCUUGAAGAUGCUGGAAUAUACAGCUGUGUGACCGGAGACCAGAAGACCACAGCAGAAGUGAAAGUCAAAGCUCUUCCAAUUACUUUUAAACGAGAGCUUCAGAACCAGGUGUCUGUAGAGGGUGAGAGUGCAAUAUUUAUCUGUGAGCUUUCCAAGCCUGGUGCUCCAGUUGAGUGGAGAAAAGGUAGAGUCAUUCUGACAGCUGGAGACAAAUAUCAAAUGAAGCUGGAGGGACGACUGACCAAACUGGUGAUAAAUCACCUUGUAGAUGGUGAUGCAGGAAAUUAUACCUGCAAAACCAAAGAUGAACAAUCAACAGCUGAAUUGAUGGUUCAAGGACUCCCUGCUACCUUUAAACAAACUCUGAAGAACCAGGAAACUAAGGAGGGAGACAGUGUCACUUUGCAUUGUGAACUUUCUAAGGCUGGAGUGCGAGUAGAGUGGUGGAAAGGAGAAGAAAUGCUCAAAACUGGAGAAAAAUAUCAGUUGAGGCACAAAGAAGCAACAGUAGAAUUGUUAAUAAGGAAAGCACAACCAGAAGACAGUGGAGUUUAUCGCUGUGUAUGUGGAGAUCAGAAGACAGAAGCCACCAUUAAAGUUAAUGAUCUCCCCAUCACUUUCAAACAAGAACUUGUGAAUCAAGAGAGUGAAGAAGGGAACAAUGUCACCUUGCGCUGUGAACUCUCAAAGGCCAGUGCUGAUGUGGAAUGGUUGAAGGGAGAGGAACUUCUUAAGCCUGGAGAUAAGUACCAGAUGAGAAAGAUAGCAGGUAAAGUGGAGCUUGUUAUCAGGAAAGCAGUACCUGAAGACAGUGGAGUCUACUUCUGUGUAUGCCCCAAUCAGUCAUCCAAAGCUAUGGUUAAAAUCAAUGCUCUUCCAAUCACAUUCAAACAAAACUUGAGAAAAAAAGAAGUGGUGGAGGGCAACACUGUUGCUUUGCGUUGUGAACUUUCCAAACCGGGUGCCACAGUGAAAUGGUGGAGGGGUGAAGAGAUGCUGAGACUGGGUGAGAAAUACCUGAUGAGGACUGAGGGAAGGAUUGCUGAACUACUCAUCAAGAAUGUAAACUCUGAGGAUGUUGGCUCAUACAGCUGCUCUAUAGGGAAAGAAAAAACUACAACAGAGGUCAAAGUCAAGGCUCUACCUGUCACUUUUAAACAAGAACUACAAAAUGAAGUAACAAAAGAAGGUGGUCAAGCUGUGUUUAGCUGUGAGCUCUCUAAACCCAGUGCUCAUGUCGACUGGAGAAAAGGAAGAGUCAUUCUCAAGACCAGUGACAAGUAUGAAAUGAAGCAAGAGGGAAGGUUGACCAAACUUGUCAUACACAAUGUGGAAGCAAAUGAUGCUGGAAACUAUUCAUGUAAAACCAAGGAUUCUGAGUCAACUGCUGAGCUAACUGUUAAGGUUCCACCUAUAACCUUCAAAGUUAAGUUGAAAAAUCAGGAAGUUGAAGAGGAAAACACACUCAUCUUGCACUGUGAACUUUCAAAAUCUGGAUGUCCUGUUGAAUGGAAAAAGGGAGAGGAGCUCCUAAGGUCUGGGUACAAAUAUCAAAUCAGGGAGCAUGGUGCUACAAAAGAGCUGAUCAUCAUGAAAGCCAUGCCCGAAGACAGUGGGGUCUACAAUUGUAUAUGUGGGGAUCUAAAGACCGAAGCCACAAUCAAAGUGUUUGCCAUGCCAGUAACAUUCAAACAAAACCUGAAGAACCAAGAGGCCCCAGAGGGAGGUUUAGUUAUUCUGCACUGUGAGCUGUCCAAAGCUGGGGUACCAGUAAUGUGGUGGAGAGGGGAUGAGGAGCUUAGCAAUGGGACUAAAUAUCAGAUCAAGCAGGAGGGAUUGGUUGCCGUGUUACACAUUAAGAACAUCCUUCCUAAGGAUGUUGGGGAAUACAGCUGUAUUGUUGGAGACCAGAAGACCACAGCUGAAGUGAAUGUUAGGGCUGCUGCCUCUGUGUUCUUUGAGAAAGAACUUGAGAGUCAAGAGGCAGUAGAGGGGGAUUCUGUCCUCUUUAGUUGUUUACUCUCUAGCUCCAAUGCCCCAGUGACCUGGAGAAAAGAUGCAAAUCAGAUUACCCAGGGUGGGCGAUAUACCCUGCAUCAUAAAGGUUCCACUCAGGAGCUUGAAAUCAGGAAACUGAGAGCGGAGGAUGCUGGCAUAUACACAUGCAGUGUUAGAGGCAAGAAGACCUGUGCAACUCUCAAAGUGAUAGAACGUGUGAGGAUUGUGAAAGGACUAUGUGAUUUGACAGUUACUGCUGGCGAAAAUGCCCAUUUUGUGUGUGUGCUGUCACACGAGAACAUCCUUGAUGGAGUUUGGUGGCUUGGUUCUAACGUACUGCAGGAGAAUGACAUGAACCAAAUAAGUACCUGUGGCAGAGAACACCACCUUGUGCUCACCAUGACCACACUUGAGGAGUCCGGUAUUGUGUCCUUUGUGGUGGGAAAUGAAAAGACUUCAGGUUAUCUGCGGGUGAACAGCAAACCUAAAGUUUUUAUAGAGGAGAAACUGAAAGACAUUAUCAUUUUUGAGGGAGAUUCUGCCACACUGUCCUGUGUGACUUCUGAUUUUUGCACUCCUGUCACCUGGAAACGAAAUAAUGUAACCCUGCUCCCGGGAGAAAAAUAUAAACCUCUAAAAGAAGGGAAGCGUAAUCUUCUUCUAAUUUACAAAGUCAGAAAAGAGGAUGCUGGGACUUAUAUGUGUGAUACAGGAGAUAUGCAGAGCAGUGCUACUCUUACAGUCAAAGAACGUCCUUUAUUUUUCUGCGGGGAGCUCCAAAACCAAGAAGCAGAAGAGGGUGAGAUUGCUUUCUUGCGCUGUGAGCUGUCUCAACCUGGAGUUGCAGUUGAGUGGAAGAAGGGAGCAGUUCUGCUUAGACCAGGGAACAAAUAUGAGAUGAAGCAGGAUGGAUGUGAGCUACAGCUACAGAUAAAUGAUGUCACAAGUCAGGACAAUGGCGCCUACAGAUGUUGUGCCGAUGGCAUUGAGACAAGGGCCAGCAUUACUGUGAAAGAGCAUCCUUUGUUUUUCUGUGGAGAGCUCCAAAACCAAGAAGUGGAGGAAGGUGAGACAGCCUUCCUGUGCUGUGAGCUCUCUAAAUCUGUAGUGUCAGUACAAUGGAAAAAAGGUGCAAUGCUGCUGAAGCCUGGAAAGAAAUAUGGCAUAAAGCAAGAAGGCAAUGAAUUACAGCUUCAGAUCCAUGACCUCACCUGUCAAGACAGUGGCAUCUACAGAUGCUGUGCUGGCAGCCUAGAAACACGGGCUAAUGUUUUUGUAAAAGAGCAACCUCUGUUCUUCUGUGAAGAACUCCAUAACCAGGAGGCAGAGGAGGGUGAGACGGCCUUCCUGUGCUGUGAGCUCUCUAAACCUGGAAUUGAAGUGCAAUGGAAGAAGGGAGCAAUACGACUGAGGCCAGCAAACAAAUAUGAGAUGAAACAAGAUGGCUGCAAAGUACAGCUUCAGAUACAUGACCUGACAAGUCAGGAUAGUGGCACAUACAAGUGUUGCUUUGGAAGCCUGGUUACUACAGCAUCCAUUGUAGUCAAAGAACAACCUUUGUACUUCAGCAAGACACUUGAGUGUCAAGAAGCAGAGGAGGGAGAAACUGCCUUGAUUUGCUGUGAACUUUCAAAACCUGGAGCAGCUGUACAGUGGAAGAAGGGAACAGUGCUGCUAAAGCCUGGCAAGAAGUAUAAAAUAAAGCAGAAUGGUAUUGAAUUGCAGCUUCAGAUCUGUGAGCUCACAAUUCAAGACAGUGGUGUCUACACAUGUUGUGUUGGUAGUCUAGUGACCUCAGCAUCUCUGGAAGUUAAAGAGCAACCUCUGUAUUUCUGUGAGGAGCUCCAAAGGCAAGAAGUAGAAGAAGGUGAGACUGCCAUAAUGACCUGUGAGCUCUCUAAAACUGGAGUUGCAGUGCAGUGGAUGAAGGGUACAGUGCUGCUUAGACCAGGAAAUAAAUAUAAGAUGAAGGAGAAUGGCUGUAAAUUACAGCUUCUGAUACAUGAUUUGAACAGUCAAGACAGUGGCAUGUACAAAUGUUGUGCUGGUAGCUUGGUGACCACAGCAUCUCUUGAGGUGAAAGAACCACCCAUUGUCUUCAUAGAGGAGCUCCAAAAUCAGGAGGUAGAGGAGGUUAAGACAGCCUUCCUUUGCUGUAAACUCUCAAAACCUGGAGUUGCUGUGCAGUGGAGGAAGGGAUCAUUGCUGAUAAAACCAGGAAGAAAGUACAAGAUGAAACAGGAAGGCUGUCUACUACAGCUUCAGAUACACGACCUGAAAAGUGAAGACACUGGCUCUUAUAAAUGUUGUGCAGGUAGUCUGGUGACAACUGCUUCUCUUGUGGUGAAAGAGCAACCUUUGUUCUUCUGCAAGAAUCUGCAAGGCAUUGAAGCAGAGGAAGGCAAGACAGCCUUCCUGAGCUGUGAACUCUCCAAACCUGGAGUUGCUGUGCAGUGGAAGAAGGGAGCAGUGUUGCUAAAUCCAGGAAACAAGUAUGAGAUUAAACAGGAUGGCUGUCUACUACAUCUCCAGAUAUGUGACUUGAAAAGUCAAGACUCUGGCUCUUAUAAAUGUUGUGCAGGUAGCCUGGUGACAACCGCUUCCCUAGUGGUAAAGGAACAGCCUCUGUUCUUUUCUGAGGAGCUCCAAAACCAAGAAGCAGAGCAGGGAAAAACAGCUUUCUUGAACUGUGAGCUCUCUAAAAAACCUGGAAUUGCAGUGCAGUGGAAGAAAGGAGUUGUGCUGCUGAAGCCUGGUAAAAAGUAUGAGAUGAAACAGGAUAACUGUAAACUACAGCUUCAGAUUCAUGAGCUAACAGCUCAGGACAGUGGGAGCUACAAAUGUUGUGCUGGAACCCUGGUGACUACUUGCUCAAUUUUGGUGAAAGAGCAACCUUUAUUCUUUUGCAAGAACCUUCAAAGCAUUGAAGCAGUGGAAGGUGAAGAAGCUAUCCUAAGCUGUGAGCUUUCAAAACCUGGAGUUGCCGUACAGUGGAAGAAGGGAACAGUGCUGUUAAAGCCUGGAAGCAAGUAUGAAAUGAAACAAAAUGGCUCAGAAUUACACCUUCAAAUCCAUGAUCUAAAAUGUCAGGACAGUGGUGUCUACAAUUGCUGUACUGCUAGGACUGAGACAACAGCUUCUGUUGUUAUAAAAGAGGCUUCACCAAAUACUAAAGACAUCCCUAAAGCCCCACCAAGAUCAAAAGGAAAAAAUGGUCAGCUAAGUGUUUUUGUGGAAGAACCAUGCAGUGACCUGGUUCAAAGUAAACAGGUGUCAGUGAUCGAGACAACAGACAACACUAUCUUAGAACCAUCAGAAAUUCACUUCCAACAUCUCUUUGAGAAAGAGGCAGAUGACCAAGCAGUCCAGAGGAAAUCAUUAGUGAGACAAAAGGGAAAAAAUGGGAGUCCUAAAAUGACUCAGGUUGUACACAAGUUUGGUCCUACCAUGGAAGAACCUGAAAUUCCUUCUCUUUCAACCCAUGUACACGAAGAACAAAGAAAAAAAGGAGUGGAUGCAGAUUCCAAAAAGGUUGCUGGGAUUUCUAAAUACCAGCACAAUGAAGAGAUCUCAGUGCAAGCUCUGAAGAAAACUCCAAGCACAGAUACAAAUGAACAUAAAGGCAAGGAACUACCCAGAGACAUUCCCCAGCCUUCACCCAGGUCAAAGGGUAAGGUCACACAUAUUAAUGUUUCACCCCCAGACCAACACAGUGUUUUUGAAGCAAAGAUCCAGAGUGUUGUCAAACAGCCAACUGUGGACAUGGAGUCCAACAAACAGGGUGUGGUCAUGAUGUCAAGAGUGGAGACCCCAAAGGCAUCAGAGUAUGUAACUCUAGCUCUCCCCAGUGAGGUCUCCCAGCCUUGUGUUGAAUCCAAAAGGCAACCCUAUGUCUUGAAAGUAAAGAACCAGGGUAUGGACAUAAAGCAAACUGUGAAUGCUACUUCAAAAACAUCAGAAUAUAAAUAUAGUUCUCCAAGCCUCUCCAAAGAAAGGGCCCCCCAACACACUGAAGUAUUCCAAAGUGUGGCCACAGAGCCAAUUGUGGACAUUGUCUCCAUGGUAUUAGAAGAUGAUGAAUUGCACUUCCAUAAGGACAAAGAGUGGGAACAAAAUAAAGUAAGUGUUGCCACAGAGCCAAUUGUGGACACCAUCUUCAAGGCAUCAGAGGACGAUGAAUUGCACUUCAGGAAGUAUAAAGAUAAGGAGCCAAAAAAGAAAUUCUUGGAUAAAAGUGCACUAUAUGAGAGACCAUAUGUCCAUUUUGAAAGGGGUUCAGAAAUUGAAAAGAUAAAAUUCAUAGAUGAACAUUACGGAGAAGUGCCAAAGCAUGCUGAAGAAAGAGCUCCAAAACCAAGAAGCUCCAAGGAUCAAGAGACAAAACCAAGAAAUAAAUUACUGGAUCAAAUUGUAAAAUCUGAGAAACCAAUUGUCCAUUCUGAAAAGAGUCCAGAAAUUGAACAGGUUAAAUCAAUAGAUGAACAUCAUAGAAAAGUGCCAAAGCAUGUUGAAAAAAAAGCACCAAGUGUUGUUAUAACAAGCCAGAAACUUCAAAAACAAAUAUUUUCUGCAGAGAAAGCUGAAGCAAUGUCUUUUAGUGAAGUGCAGAGGAAGUCACAGGAAGUUGAACAGAGUUUACAACACAUGGACAACAGAGGUCAGGUCAUGCUUGAAGAAUAUGUUUCUCGGGGAUCUAUAACUCAAGUCCAGGAGAUGACGACAGAUCAGAUCACGUUAGAUGCUCAAAAUGUGGAUACUAACAAACAGAAUAUUUCCCAAGCAGAACAAGGUAGUUUGGAUAGCCCUGGGAUAGACAUAGAUUUUGAGGAUGAGCCGGAGAUGCUGGAGGCUGCCAUUAAGAUUCAAGCUGCUUUCAAGGGCUACAAAACUAGAAAGGAUAUGCGGCCUGUAUUCAAGAAAGUGUUCAAGAACCAGAAUAUCGAAAUUGGUGGCACAUCAUUCUUAGAGUGUGUGGUGGAAGGUAGAAUUGCCAUUGUGCGCUGGCUUAAAGAUGGAGUAGAUCUCAAGCCAGGGAAAAGGUACAAAAUCACCCAUAAUGAGGAUGGUAGGUGUCUUCUAGCAUUUUCCAGUGUUACAACCAAAGAUGCUGGAAUCUAUACAUGUGAAGUAGAAAACAAGUUUGGAACAAUUAGUUACAAUGGGAAUGUGACAGUGGGUAAACCUCAAAAGCCAUCUCUGACAAGUCAGACUGCACAAACACCAGGUACAGAAAUUGUCUCUGGGAAAGAGACUUUACAGACACUUAACACCGAAGAGGAACUAUUGAGACUUGCCUAUGAUCUACCGGCAGAUGACACCUACAGCAAGAUCAAGGAGAAGAGGAGAAGUCUAAUAUCAGUCAGCUCGAUAUCCUGUCACUCAGAUUAUGACACAGCCCCUGAUGCUGAGACAGAACACCUAUCUUGGGGAAAAGAGCCAGAGAAGUCAAAAGCUGAAGCUCCAACUACUCAAAGUUCUGAAGAAAAAAAAAGUAAUAGUGCACAACCCCCAAAUACUUUAGGCCAGCUGAAAGUGAAAGAUGCUAAUCCACAGAGCAGAACGCCUUCCCCUAAACGCAUACAUUCCUACAAGUCCUCUGCAAAUAUUGAGUCAUUCUCAGAGUCAGAUGGAGAUGAAGACAGAGGAGAGACAUUUGACCUUUAUGUAGCCAAAACGGAUUGUCAUCCUAUUGGAGGAAACAAAGAGGCAUUUUUACUAAAGGAAGGCCAGUUUGUGGAGGUCCUGGACUCAGCUCAUCCUGUGAGAUGGCUUGUCCGUACGAAGCCAACCAAGAUCACACCAUCCCGUCAGGGCUGGGUUUCCCCAGCAUACCUAGAGAAAAAGAUAAAGGAAAUCUUUUCAUUGGGCCAUGAAUUAGAGACAAGAGAUACCCCUGAAAAAGGCAAAAAAAUGGUCACAAAGGAUGAGCACAGCUUGAACCAAAGUCAGUUGAUCAAAGGACUGCUUGAUGGUGAGAUCGAUUUUGUGCGGGAGAUAAACUUCUUUUUGGAGCACCAUUUACAGUACUUAGAUACAAGCUCUCAAGUUCCUCUCACCAUCCUCAGCCAAAAAGAGUAUAUUUUCCGCAAUAUCAGGGAUAUUGCAAGCUUCCAUGAAUGCUGUAUUCUCCCAAAACUGGAGAUGUGCUUCUCCGAUGAUGAUGUAGCCCAGUGUUUUGUCAGUUAUUCACCAGACUUUGAGAUGUAUCUCCAGUAUAUUACAGGCCAGCCCCAAGCUGAAGCCUGCAUCUCAGACAAAAACACGCAGUAUUUUUUUAAGCAAUAUGCAGACACAGAGUUGGCACCUUUGGAUACACAGGUCUUCAAUGUUGGCAAAUAUUUGCAGAGACCAAUGGAGAGAAUUCAAACAUACAAGAAUGUACUUAAGGAGCUGAUCAGAAACAAAGCAAAGGUUGGACAGAACUGUUGUCUUCUGGAGGACGCCUUUGCCAUGGUUUCCAGCUUGCCUUGGCGUGCAGAGAACUUGCAUCAUCUGUCCAUGAUUGAGAAUUACCCUGCACCUCUUAAGGGUCUUGGAGAGCCUAUUAGACAGGGCCAUUUUACAAUAUGGGAGGAGGUUCCUGAGGUCAAGAUUUCUCAGAGAGGACAUCACCGCCAUGUCUUUCUCUUCAAAGACUGUGUUGUCUUCUGCAAGCCAAAUAGAGAACUCAGCACAUACACUGAGUCCUACAUAUUCAGGAAUAAAAUGAAGUUGAGUGAUAUUGAUGUAAAAGAUACAGUGGACGGAGAUGACAGGUCAUUUGGUCUGUGGCACGAGCACCGGGGAAUGGUGAGAAAAAUUAUUCUGCAAGCUCGGUCCAUCCUCCUCCGCCUUUCCUGGCUCAAAGAUCUGAGAGACCUGCAGCAGCGCAGCAAACAGCCCACUUGGAGUGCCCCAUGCUUUGAGCAGCAUCUUACUGACUUCUCAGCAAAGCUUGGGCAAACUAUAAAACUGACCUGCAAGGUCACUGGUACACCAAAACUGGCAAUAAAGUGGUAUAAAGAUGGUUAUGCUGUGAAGGAUGACCAGCAUCACAUUACCUCAGAAGGACAGUUGGGUGCUUGUUAUCUUGUUCUGACUGGUGUCACAGUGGCGGACUCAGGUCAAUAUAUGUGCUAUGCAACCAAUCCAGCAGGCAACGCAAGCACCUUGGCUAACAUCAUGAUUGAUGUGCCUCCAAAUUUCACAACCAGACUACAAAAUGUGCUGUUUGUGAAGGGUCAAGAUAUGCAGUUCAAGUGCUCCACAAAAUCGACUCCUUUACCAUCAGUGAGGUGGUUUAAGGAUGGUAUUCAGCUUGAGUAUAACAGUAAACACAAGAUUCAAUCUGAUGCGCAAGCAGGAAUUCUUACUCUCACUGUAAAGCGAGCUGAAGAGGCAGACCUGGGUCAAUACCAGUGUGAGCUACUGAAUGAAGUGGGCAGUGCCAAGUGUAAAGCUGAACUAUACUCUCCAGCACCCAUAGCUGUGACAGCCAACAACCAAAACCAAUCACAAACUGCCCCUACCCCAGUCCCAGAGCAGGAGACUAAAGAUCCAAUCAAAACCAUCACCAUGUUUAGUUUCAACUGUGAGCAAUUAAAGGAUAUGAAGAAGUGUCUCCCACAUGGAAGAGAUCCGUUUUUGAUAAACAAAAGGAGACAUGGGAGAAACGAGCCCCAAUCAGGAGGCUGGUCCAGUUCCUUUGUGAAGAACCUGUUUCAUAUACUCUUUCAGCCUGGAUACCCUGAACAAAGACCUGCUGCUGGCAUUGUAGAAACACACACUCAUGAACGACACAGUGCUUUGGAAAGGCAGACACAGGCUGCACAGGAGGAGGAACCCAUGGGUCCUGAUGAAACACUUUUCUAUUUAGAAACAAAGGAGGAGAUGCUGACAGAGCAUCCUGUCGUGCAAGUUGGCAUAGAAGACUUGACAGUCCUGCCUGGUCAGCCAGCAACCUUUUCUGCCAUCAUUACUGGCCAGCCCAUCCCAGAGAUUCAAUGGUUUAAGGAUGGCAAGGAAAUCUUAGCCAAUGAGUACACCAAAACCGUCCAAAGUAGUGCACGUUGCUCCCUCACUUUGCUGGACACUCACACAGAAGAUUGUGGCACCUACACCUGCAUUGCUAGCAACAGUGCAGGUCAAGUCACUUGCCAUGCCAAACUCACUGUUGACACUGGUCCAGAUGACAUUGAGGAGGAGAGAGAGGUGGAGUUUGGGAAAAGACGGAAGCUUCAUUCUGUAUAUGAUGUCGAUGAGGAAAUCGGAAGGGGCACUUUUGGGGUGGUUAAAAAAGUCACACACAGGGCAAGUGGUGAAUGCUUUGCCGCUAAGUUCCUUCCACUCAGAAGCAGCACAAGAACCAGAGCAUUUCAGGAGAGAGACCUACUGUCCCGUCUGGCACAUCGUAGACUUGCAUGCCUCAUGGACUUUUUCUCCACCCGUCGCACCCUGGUGUUGGUUAUAGAACUAUGUUCUACGCAAGGGUUACUAGAUCAUUUGUUUUUAAAGCGAUCAGUUACAGAGAAGGAGGUCCAGUCAUAUAUUCAGCAGAUUCUGGAGGGCAUUGGAUACAUACACAGCAUGAACAUCCUACAUCUGGAUAUCAAAACAGACAAUAUUCUAAUAGUGUCCCAUGGGAGAGAAGACAUCAAAAUCUGUGACUUUGGCUUCUGCCAGGAGAUUGACAACUCCAGACACCAGUACAGCAAGUUUGGGACACCCGAAUUUGUUGCUCCAGAGAUUGUCCACCAAGAGCCUGUGACUGUUGCCACUGAUAUCUGGUCUCUUGGUGUUGUUGCUUACUUAUGCUUAACGUGCCACUGCCCUUUCUUUGGGGAUAAUGACCGUGCCACACUGAUGAAGGUAGCUGAUGGGGUGAUAUACUGGGAUACGCCUGAAAUCACAAGCAGAAGUGUGGAGGCUCAGGACUUCCUACAUAGGGUUCUACAGCCAGACCCAGAAAUGAGACCAUCUGCUUCUGAAUGUUUGAGUCAUGUGUGGUUUCAGGGUCAUUAUGAAGAUGAAGAGCCAGAGGACAUUAGUACAAAAAAUUUGAAAUCGUUUAUUUCAAGAAGGAAGUGGCAGCGUUCUUUGACAUGUCUUGGCUCUGUGCUUACUCUGAGACCAAUCCCAGUGCUGUUGGAGGCUCCUCUGCGUGAGGUUUCAAUUACAGCCACAAGGGAAACCCAGGAGCCCAGCAGCACCUCCUUAAGUAGUGGGUCCUCUUCAGAGUAUGAUGAGGCAGAUGCAUGGGACUUCUUCCAGCAGGUCAGCCAGGAGGAUGAAGAUGAUUUGGAGGAAGAGGAUGAUUAUGACCCAUACGCUCAUGUGUCAAAGAGGCCUAUGGCUCUAAAACAGGAGGAAGAUGUGCUUAUCGGUGAGGGGAGAGUUGAAAGAGGCCCACUCAUCAUUCCAUCAAGAGGGACAGAAGUUCUCACACCAGAGCCACUCAGUUUGGAGCGAAGGGACAGUAGCCUCUCAGAGGGAGAUGAGGGAUUGGCUGGUGGGCCUCUGAUACCUCGCUGUAGCCUUAUCAAGAGCACCUUUUACUGUAGCCCUGAGCAGCUCUCGCCCAUGUCUGCUCGUCACAUGAUGCUUCAGGAUAAAAUCCAAGGGAAAAAGCAGGAGCGUGGCCGUAAGCCCCUCCGUUCCAGCCUCUCAGGCAGGCUGAAUGAGCCUCUCAUAGAGUAUGUGGAAGAUUCCCCAGACUUGGAGGCUAAUCGCAGCCAGAGAAGAGGAUCAGUGCACUCAUCUAUGCUGAAGUCAAGCUCAUUUGAUACUGGAGUGAGUGUUGCCCAUCCAAACAUACACACCCAGAGAAGAAGCAGGUCAUUAGAUGUGUACACACAACGUUCUCCAGUUUCAACUGAGCAAAGGCCACAGGGAGAUGAACAUAAUGUCGAAUUGAGCCGAAAAUCAGAUGUCUCUGAUAAAGAAGAGGACAACACUCAAGAGGUCCAAUUGAGAAGGCAACUUUGCUGUCGCUCGCCUGUUUCCGCAAGGAAGGGCCCCUUAGUUAUAGCAAAGGUGAGAGCACAGGUCCAUGAGCCAAAAGAAGGACAUCAGCCAGUGUCCAGAGGCUCAUUUGUGGAUAACAGCCAACUGCAGACCUUUGAAAAAAAAGCAGAACAUUUAGUUGAGGAGGAGAGCAUGGCUGGCUCAAAGCUCUCACUAGCAGAGUCAUACUUGCUUGAACACGGCUCAGAGCCCUCUAGCAGAGUAGGCUCAUAUGAAGAACUCUCUCCCAGUCAACAAUCUGUCUCUCAAAGAUACUUCGGGGCAACUUUUAUUGCUGGAUCCGCUGGAAAGACCUCUUCAUGCUCGCAACUACAGGACUCAGAGGACGAGGAAAUGGACAGAGUUCUGAGAUCUCUUCGGCAAGACCUCCCACAAGCCCCACCAAGACACCGCACCCACAGUUCAAGCUCUGGAACAAAUGAGAUACGCACCAAUAAGGGUAAUGCCCCUCUGAGAAGAAGCUCUUCAGCAGUUCCUACCCAGGCUGCAGUAGCAGAUGGAAAGAGCAAAGAGGUUCUUCAGAGACAUGCCUCUGCCCCUGCUCUACAAGCCAAAACCCCUAGUGGGAAAACAUCUAAGUCUGGAUUCAUAAAGAUUUUCCGCAAGCAAUCAUGGUCUAGCCAUUCUUCUCCUCAGCUAGAGGGCUCAGACAAGAAACAAGCAGAGGGAGCAUCCUCACAGCCCAGGACGCCUCUUCUAAACCUAAGGAAAAAGAUGAGGGCUUCAGCCUCCAGCAUUACAAAACUGUUCAGCCGACAAUCCAGCAAGGAGUCGACAGAAAAGAAGAAAGGCGGACCAAUUGUGAAGAACACCUCCCCUGUCAUGCCAGAAAAAAUGACAUCCAUCUCUGCCAUAAUACCAGCUGCCACCUCGCCUGGAAGUCCUCAGAAGAAGUCCACACUGUUCUCUCUAAAAGUGCCAAUGUUUAAGAAAUCCAAAGAACCAGUCAAGCCAUCAAGGCCAGAUGUCAUUCAGCUUGCAGGGGGCGGAGCUCUUGUUUUCUGGAAACCAGUGGUCUCCAAUGAGCCUAUUACAUAUUGUAUUCAGUACAGUGUAAAUGGUGGGGAGUGGAGAAUAUUGUCUGAGAAUACUACAGACAGCUGUUAUACAGCUAAUGCCCUCCCAAGAGGUCCAGGAUAUAUGUUCAGAGUGUCCUAUAUCACCAAGACAGGGUUGGCCCCUUUCAGCGACCCUUCACCACCCGCCUUCAUGGCGACUCCUUAUGAAGACUUUCAUGUUCCUCUCAUUCAGAUGCAGUCCACUGGGUCAAAGAUCACUGUACCUGGAGGUCUUGGCACUGAGAAGACUUAUAGCUUCCUGUCUGAAAUCAACAGAGGCCGUUUCAGUGUGGUAACCCAGUGUGAGGAUAGCCGCAGCUCUCAGAUGUUCGCAGCUAAGAUGACCCCUUACAGGCCAGAGCAGAGGCAACUGGUUUUGAGGGAAUAUCAACUGCUUCGCCGGCUCAGCCACCCUCGCCUUGUCCAGCUGCAGUCAGCCAUUCUCACCCCCACCUGCCUGGUGCUUAUAGAGGAACUGUGCUCAGGACGAGAGCUUCUGUAUAACCUUGCAGAUAGGGAUCUCUAUGCAGAAAUUCAUGUUACUGACCUGCUAGAGCAGAUUCUGAGUGCUGUGGAUUACCUACAUAGCCGACGCAUCAUACACCUGGACCUAAAGUCAGACAACAUGCUGGUGACAGGCCGAAAUGUAGUAAAGAUUGUGGAUUUGGGCUCCGCUCAGCCCUUCACUCUGGGACAGGCUCUGAACAUUGAACACAUCAAAGAAAUAUCAGAUAACAAAGUUUAUAUUGUCCUUCCUAAAGCUCCUGAGAUCUUGGAAGGACAAGGAGUUGGGCCUGAGACUGAUAUAUGGGCUGUUGGUGUUUUGGCUUUUAUCAUGUUAAGCGCAGACAGUCCCUUUCACGCUGAUUUAAACUGGGAGAGGGAUCGCAACAUUAAAAAAGGCAAGAUCCAGUUCGGCCGCUGCUACCCAGGCCUCUCGGAAGGAGCCAUCAACUUCAUGAAGAACACCCUGAGCAACAAAGCCUGGGCAAGACCAACAGCUACAGAGUGCCUCCAAAACCCCUGGAUACAAGGAGAGUGUCCUCCCUCCAAACACAGUGACUCUGUGGUCUGUUUUUCAACAGACAAGCUGCAGGCUUAUCUCAGGGAAAGAGAGGUCAAGCGAGACCAUGCACGCACGAAAAUAAAACUACCCCUCUCAUAAUUCAGACGAAUCUUAAAAAGAACAUAUUUGGAGGCUGGAACUAUGGAAAGGCUUUUUUCUAGUUGUAUGCACAGUCAAGUAUAUUUUGUGCUGUUCUCCCACAACGGGGAAAAUUGCAGUGUUUUAGCAAUAAUAAUAAUUAUAUUAAUACAUUUUGUCAGCAUUUCUUAUGAUAAAAUCAGACAAUGGCUAAUGUCUGUUGCUUUGUAAUCAUUCAAACAGUGACCCAUUAACAGAAACACUAUUUUACAAUAAACAGUAGAAUAUGUGGGUAUUUAGCUCUUCAACCAUUUCAACAAUCAGAUGUGGUUUGAUUAUUCUGCUAAUCUGAUAUUACUGAAGAGAUGCCAGAAAUAUCUAUAAUUUUAAAUACUGUUCAGUCCUUAAUUUAUCAUAUGUAUCACUGAUAUAGUUGAAGUCAGAAGUUUACAUACACCUUAGCCAAAUACAUUUAAACUCCGUUUUUCACAAGUCCUGAAAUUUAAUGGUAGAAAACAUUGCCUGUCUUAGGUAAGUUAGGAUCACUACUUUAUUUUAAGAAUGUGAAAUGUCAGAAUAAUAGUAGAGGGAAUGAUUUAUUUCAGGUUUUAUUUCUUUCAUCACAUUCCCAGUGGGUAAGGAGUUUACAUACACUUUGUUAGUAUUUGGUAGCAUUGCCUUUAAAUUGUUUAACUUGGGUGAAGUUUAACUGAGUCAGGUUUGUAGGCCUCCUUGUUCGCACAAGCUUUUUCAGUUCUGCCCACAAAUUUUCUGUUCGAUUGAGGUCAAGGCUUUGUGAUGGCCACUCCAAUACCUUGACUUCAUUGUCCUUAAGCCAUUUUGCCACAACUUUGGAAGUAUGCUUGGGGUCAUUGUCCAUUUGGAAGACCCAUUUGCGACUGAGCUUUAACUUCCUUGAGAUGUUGCUUCAAUAUAUCCACAUAAUUUUCCUUCCUCAUGAUGCCAUCUAUUUUGAGAAGUGCACCAGUCCCUCAGCAAAGCACCCCCGCAACAAGAUGCUGCCACCCCAGGUGUUCUUCAGCUUGCAAGCCUGACCUUUUUUCUUCCAAACAUAACGAUUGACAUUAUAGCCAAAAAGUUCCAUUUUUGUUUCAUCAGACCAGAGGAAAUUUCCCCAAAAACUAAGAUCUUUGUCCCCAUGUUCAUUUGCAAACUGUAGUCUGGAUUUUUUACGGUGGUUUUGGAGCAGUGGCUUCUUCCGUGCUGAGCAGCCUUUCAGGUUAUGUCAAUAUAGGACUCGUUUUACUGUGGAUAUAGAUACUUGUCUACCUGUUUCAUCUAGCAUCUUCACAAGGUCCUUCGCUGUUGUUCUGGGAUUGAGUUGCACUUUUCACACCAAACUUCGUUCAUUUCUAGGAGACAGAAUGUGUCUCCUUUCUGAGUGGUAUGAUGGCUGCGUAGUCCCAUGGUGUUUAUACUUGCGUACUAUUGUUUGUACAGAUGAAUGUGGUACCUUAAGGCGUUUGGAAAUUGCUCCCAAGGAUGACCCAGACUUGUGGAGGUCCACAAAUUUUUUUUUCUUAGGUCUUGGCAGAUUUUUUGUCAAGCAAAGAGGCACUGAGUUUGAAGUUUGGCCUUAAAAUACAUCCAAAGGUACACCUCCAGUUGACUCCAAGUAGCCAAUCAGCCUAUCAGAAUUUAAUUGGCUAAUUGUCUAAAGGCUUGAUAUCAUUUUCUGGAAUUUUUCAAGCUGCUUAAAGGUACAGUUUACUCUGUGAAUGUAAACUUCUGACCCACUGGAAUUGUGAAAUAGUAAAUUAAAAGUGAAACAAUCUGUCUGUAAACAAUUGGAAAAAUGACUCAUGUCAUGCACAAAGUAGAUGUCCUAAAUGACUUGCCAAAACUAUAGUUUGCUAAUAUGAAAUCUGUAGAGUGGUUAAAAAAUGAGUUUUAAUGACUUCAACAUAAGUGUAUGUAAACUUCUGACUUCAACUGUACUGUCACUGAGACAAUGUAGAACAAUAGCUAUAGGCCUAUCAAGGCAGAAUGUAGAAGGUGGUAUCCCUGUUUUUGCAGUAUACAUCUUUCUGUGUUAAUGAUUAUGUGUUUUUUUGUGUUAAUAAAAUUAACUGGCAUGCUUUAUCAGGGAGUGCUUUUUCCUGUGUGAUUUAAAUUAUAUAGUUAACUGCAGUAUUUUAUUAAUAAUUAUGUUAUAUGUUAUUUUUCUCCUGAUAUAUCAUAAUGUGUCAAAUACAUAUAAAGACUUUUGAUUGGUUUUGGGGUAAUGGGAUGGCUUGUUAUGCAUGCAUAUUUUCUUCUGCAUUAUUUCCAAAACUGACUUGAUCAAAUAAAAGGA